Molecule: messenger RNA, 1646 nt
Organism: Ctenocephalides felis (cat flea)
Lineage: Eukaryota; Metazoa; Arthropoda; Insecta; Siphonaptera; Pulicidae
Product: cleft lip and palate transmembrane protein 1-like protein
Exons: 8
Coding region: 72-1646 (524 amino acids)
Cellular component (GO): membrane; endomembrane system
Source: RefSeq, a predicted model, not a curated record
UACAAAUGUGAUACAGAGUAGCAUUUAAUUUAUAUUAAAAUUAGUUUUUAAUUAGUGAAACGUUUAUAACAAUGUGGAUUCCGUCUAUAUCUUUUAUUUUAAUUAGCAUAUUUAUUAUAUAUAUGAUACAUUCUAUGUGGACAUUAGCACAAUUGUUUAUUCCUUCAACAUGUUCUGAAACGACAAAGUAUUGUUUAACAUCGUUUCUGAAACAUGAUCCUAAGUUACAAUUGUUACUGUAUACGUCAGUCAAUUCGAAACCAACCCCAUCCGAUGUUAAAUUAAUACAGAGGCUGAAUAAAUUUGAAUAUUUAGAACCAUUUGAAAAAACUAUCAAUUUGGAUUUGCCCGAAAAAACUAUUAACAAUGGUUCUUUAUUUAUGCAUAUUAUAAUUGUAAAUUCUGAUGAAUCAUGGGAGUGGUCAAAAAUGAAUAAAAAUGUUCAUAUUGUAGCAGAACGUAUUAAACUUACGCAAUAUGCAUUGCCACAAGCAGCAUAUUUUAAUUUGCUAUCAGAUCAGUCAGAUAAUUAUGAAGACACCAAGGAUUACGUGCAAAAUAUUAAACCAGUGACUCAUUUAAAGUCUAGAAUAUCAUUCACAAUGUUAACUGAUAAAAUUGAAAUAGCAGGCGAAGACAUUCCAUAUGAACUAACUCGGCAUUUGCGAUUAAAUUCGAAAAGGGAGUUUUUACCUAUAGUGCAACAUGAUUUUUUACGUAGUCGUCUAAGAGAUCUUGUUGAAGUAUCUAAAGAUAUUAAAAAAACAAAUUUUACUGUUUCUUAUAUACCAGUAUCUAUAGGCAGACUGAGAUUAUUAUUACAUGUAGAAUCUAGUUUAUUGUCCAUGAAGAAACUGGGCUUUACAGAUAAGGACAUUGAUGAAGUCAAGGGUAUAUUUGCAGACACAAAUAUUUAUUUGCUUUGUGGCACAGUAUUAAUUGGAAGCUUACAUUUACUAUUUGAUUUCUUAGCAUUUAAGAAUGAUGUGCUAUUUUGGAGGAAAAAGAAGAAUAUGAUUGGGUUAUCAAGUCGUACUGUUUUAUGGAGGACUUUCAGUCAAAUUGUUGUAUUUCUUUAUUUAUUAGAUGAACAUACUUCUUUAUUGAUUCUCAUACCUCACGGAAUUGGAACAAUCAUUGAGCUCUGGAAGGCUAGAAAAGUACUUAAAGUCAAAUUUAAUACAAAAAAUACUGAUGUAGAAGAAAAGAGGACUGAAGAUGUGGAUGCUCAAGCAAUGAAAUAUUUAAGCUAUGUUUUGUAUCCACUUUGCGUGUGUGGUGCAAUUUAUUCAUUGAUUUAUCAACCUCAUAAAAGUUGGUACUCAUGGUGUGUACACAGUUUGGUAAACGGUGUAUAUGCAUUUGGAUUUUUAUUCAUGCUCCCGCAAUUGUUUGUGAAUUACAAAUUGCAGUCUGUGGCAGCCUUACCAUGGAGAGCGUUCAUGUAUAAGGCAUUUAAUACAUUUAUAGAUGACGUGUUUGCCUUUAUCAUAACAAUGCCUACAGCACACAGAGUAGCUUGUUUCAGGGAUGAUAUUGUUUUCAUAAUCUAUUUGUAUCAAAGAUGGUUGUACCCUGUUGAUGCUAGUAGAUCUGAUGAUCCAGCAGCAGCUAUUGAGGAAGAGGAUGUGAAGAAAACAAAUUAG